Molecule: messenger RNA, 894 nt
Organism: Penicillium digitatum Pd1
Lineage: Eukaryota; Fungi; Ascomycota; Eurotiomycetes; Eurotiales; Aspergillaceae
Product: SDR family NAD(P)-dependent oxidoreductase
Molecular function (GO): oxidoreductase activity
Source: RefSeq, a predicted model, not a curated record
AUGGCAGUCAAUGAAAGUAACCAAAGCUUCAAGCUUGAAAACCUGUUCAAUGUGAAGGACAAAGUGGCCCUCGUCACAGGCGGUGGCUCAGGAAUCGGUCUCAUGGCAGCGCAAGCCUUAGCCGUGAAUGGAGCCAAAGUAUACAUAACCGGGCGCACAGCAGAGAAACUCGACCGCGUCGCCACACUCUACGACAACGGCAACAUAAGCGGCAAAAUAAUCCCGCUGCCAGCCGACGUCACCAAGAAAGACGAGAUCCGCAGACUAGCCUCGGAGAUCUCCACGCGCGAAGGCCACCUCUCCAUCUUAAUGAACAACGCCGGAAUAUCCAGCUCAACGCAAAAGACAGAGCCCGAAGACGCAUCCGAGCUCCGUGAGUCCCUCUUCGACGACCCAGCUGCGACAUUCGAGGAGUGGGACUCUGUGUUCCGCACGAACGUCUCACAGCUCUUCUUUAUGACCACGGCAUUCCUGCCGCUGCUACAGCGUGGCUCCGAGGUCGAACAUGGUUGGUCCAGCACGGUGCUCAAUACGACUUCCAUAUCUGGGAUUGUGAAGGUCUCGCAGCACCAUUUUGCCUAUAAUGCUUCCAAGGCGGCGGCGAUUCAUUUGACAAAGAUGCUUGCACAGGAGGUUAGUUCGUCGAAGCUGCGGGUUCGGGUUAAUAAUAUUGCCCCUGGGGUUUUUCCUAGUGAGAUGACUGCUGGGGAGAGUGAUGGAAUGCAGAAGAGUCAUCUUCCGGUUAAAAAGUAUCGGGAGAAGGUUCCUGCUGCACGGCCUGGGAGGGAUGCGGAUAUGGGUGGUGCUGUGCUUUUUGCGGUUUGCAAUCAGUACCUGAACGGGCAGACUGUUGUUGUUGAUGGGGGGUACGUUCUUGCUGCCGGGACUCUGUGA